Lactuca sativa (garden lettuce) is the source of this 1651-nucleotide messenger RNA. RefSeq names its product mitogen-activated protein kinase kinase 5. Lineage: Eukaryota; Viridiplantae; Streptophyta; Magnoliopsida; Asterales; Asteraceae. The record is from RefSeq and is a predicted model, not a curated record. Gene Ontology annotation, biological process: protein phosphorylation. Gene Ontology annotation, cellular component: cytoplasm. Gene Ontology annotation, molecular function: protein serine/threonine kinase activity; ATP binding.
CAAUAAAUGAGUAACAUACUUAGUUUUUUCGACACCCAUCAAUUCUCCGAAACACAUGAGUAGAAUUAUUCCAACCUUCAUCUUCUUCCCAGAACCUUCACCAGAUCACAACUUCAAACCCUAAACCCUUUCCUUACUUCUUCGUCUUUAGGUUUAUUAUUCGUCAUAUAUUAUAUAUACAUAUACAUCGAUCGUCUAGUCUAUGCAUCAACCAACGCUCUGAAAUCUGAAUCACUUUAAUUAUUUGGUCUAGUCAAUGAAGCCCAACAACAACAACAACACCAAUAGUCGCCCUCGACGUCGUCUUGACUUAACUUUACCUUUACCUUUACCCCAGCCCCAGAUCGCCGUUCCUCUCCCUCUCCCACCCUCCUCCGCCCUCCAACACCAACACAUCAACUUUUCCGACCUCCAUCGGAUCAACAGAAUCGGAAGCGGCAGUGGCGGUACUGUUUACAAAGUCCUCCAUCGCCCUACCGACACGCUCUUCGCUCUCAAAGUAAUCUAUGGAACCCACGACGACGAUGCCCGCCAUCAGAUCCGUCGAGAAAUCGAGAUUCUACGUGGGGUCGACAACCUUAACGUCGUCAAGUGUCACGACAUGUUUGAUCGUGCCGGUGAGAUUCAGGUGCUUCUUGAGUACAUGGACGGUGGUUGCCUUCAAGGCACCCACUUGUCCGAUGAGUCCUUGUUGGCCGAUCUCACCCGUCAGAUUAUCUCCGGACUUUACUACCUCCACCGGCGAAAGAUCGUCCACCGUGAUAUAAAACCUUCCAAUCUGUUGAUUAAUUCCAAGAAACAAGUGAAGAUUGCGGAUUUUGGGGUUUCGAGAAUCUUGGAACAAACGAUGGAUCCCUGUAAUUCUGCGGUGGGUACGAUUGCUUACAUGAGCCCGGAAAGAAUAAACACCGACCUGAACGAAGGAAAAUACGACGGGUGCGCCGGAGAUAUAUGGAGCGUGGGGGUGAGCAUUUUGGAAUUCUAUCUGGGGCGUUUUCCGUUUACCGUCGGAAGACAGGGUGAUUGGGCGAGCCUUAUGUGUGCAAUUUGCAUGUCACAGCCACCAAAAGCGCCGGCGACUGCUUCUCGUGAGUUCAGAGAUUUUGUUGCAUGCUGUUUGCAGAAGGAUCCGGCGAGGAGAUGGACGGCGGCGCAGUUGUUGAGGCACCCGUUCGUUACAGGAGCAGCUCUAAACCAUAAACAUAGCACUUACAGUCAGGUGCAUCCAACAUAUGAGCUACUUCCUCCUCCUUGUCCACAAUUUUCUUCAUCCUCCUGAUGUACGUAAGUACAACCAGAAGCGCAAGUAACAACAAAGAACGAUCUUGUAAGAUAAUCAUUUGGGCCUUGGAUUGGGCUGGGUUAGGCUGCAACAAAAUUCAUGUUCUUUUUAGGGGUAUUCAUGUUCUUUAAGUGGAACGAACCAUGGAGGUUAAUUAGGGAAUGACGAUUGUUUUAUUUAUAUAUAAUAUAUUAUAUACAUGAUGCCAUUUGUAUCGCUCUUCAUUUGUAAUUAAUCUGUUAAUAAAAAUGCAAAAGCAAACAAAUAAGAAAUGUAAGAGUUAAAAGUUCAUAAAAGUUAGAGCAUUCGUGGAUGUACAUUUUCAACGCAAUAUAUAUAAGAUGGUAUUAAAAUGCAUUUUAUAUUUUA